AUCAGCGCAACUUCAGCGAGUCGGACUUGGGAGUCUAUGGAGUGACUUGGUCUUUUUAGUACAUCCAAGCUCGACUCAUAAGGAUCUCGUGAUGAGUAAGAGCACUCCUUACUUGGACGCAUUGUCCAAACACUUUCCAGCGGAAUGCUCGUCCAUCAUAGACUCCCUGAGUUCUGAACAAGCCCGAUCUGCUGUUGAUAUGCUACUUGCAUUUGCAUCUGGUGGUGAAUGCCCCUCAGACGUGUCAUCCCACGGCCAACUGGAGUGGACGCGCGAGCAACCUGCCGCCAUGAGGGCGGUGCAAGACGUCUCUGGACUGAAAGGCACCAAACGCGGGCGAGCAGCCAGCACUGAUGAAGAAGGUGUCGGCUCAAAUUCCAAACGUCAAAAAACUACAGAUGUACUUGAGGACGACCGGCCCAUUUUUACACUCCCUUUAAUAUCCACGAACUCGCCUGUUCGAAAAAAAGUUGACAUCACGAUUCACGAGAAGACGAUACGUUUUGUAAAUCCUUCAUCUCGUACUGUGGAAGCUUCGAUCCCUCUUUCUGAGAUCUCACGGGCAUUCCUGGUGCCAACGCGCGGAAAAGCAAAGCAGCACUGGACGGUCGUCAUGCUAUCCAGUGACGUACCUGAAAAGGGUCGGGCCACAACUUCUAACCCACACCAAAUAAUAUUUGGACUUGACGCUAUAAGCGCCUCUAAAUUCGACGCUACCUCCUACUCCGGCUCCUCCACUCCAUCCACGUCAACAGUAGCGAAAGGAGAGGAGACACUUUCUGUCCUACGCGAGUUUCUAACACAUCUCCCCAUUUCUGUUCUUGAGGCUUCAGCGACUGUAUUUCGCAGUGCGUGUGCCACUCCCAAAUCUGGACACAGCGCAGCCGGUAUCGAUGCCUAUCUUGCCGCCAAACCUGGGACUCUAUGGUUCUUCGAUUCGGGAAUUCUUUGGGGAGAGAGCAAGCCAUGCGAGUUUUGGGCCGUUGGUGAUCUAAUCCCAAAAGACGGUAUUCGAUUGAUCAGUGCUACGGGCCGCACGUGUUCUGUCAUCAUCGGGAGAAAGACACCACCGUCUACUGAAGAUCACAACAGCAAAGGGGGUCAAGAUGUGGAUGGAGAGGGAGAUAUUGUCGAGACAGAGUUCUCUAUGGUAGACGGUCGAGAACAAGACCCCAUCAACGGGUGGGCGAGGCAGCGGAAGCACUUAUUCGGGAAAGGUUCCGCCCCACCUCCUUCCAAAGCCACAAGUGGUAAGAAGACAACGACCCAGGAACAACCAUCUGCAGGCGGUACCACUGCUGCCAACGGUCCUGCAUGGGAUGACUCAGACUCAGAUGAUGACGACUUCGAGAUUGCUUCUUCGGAAGACAUUGAUCAUAGCAGCUCAUCAGAUUCAGAAGCGAGUAACAGCGGGGGUGGUAGCCAUGCUGAUGACGGGUCGGAGGGGGAAGACGACCGUGGAAGCGAUGCCGUCGACGAAGAGAGUGGAGAGGAAUCUGAGGAAGAGCUCCAAGAAGCGCAUCAUCCCCUCUUGCGACCAGGUGCUAUGCCUCGAAUGUCUAAAGCAGCCAUCGAUGUGGUGGUAGACAUGGUGAAUGAGGAUUUGAUAGGGGGCAGCGAGGAAGAAGACGAGCUCGACGAUUCAUAACUAGAACGAACAUAUUAGGUCACUUCAUCAGUACAAUCGCUCCUUGCUAUCGAUUCGCUCUCUUUGAUCGUGAAUAAGAGCUAAUUGGGGUCAUGAUGUCUCAAGUUGUUGGCAAGCCCCUAUUAUUUAUUCCGUUAAUACUUACCCCGAAGUUCUCUUUUACCUGCCCCUACCCUCCAUAAUGGCUACUAAACCCAAGUUUCGAUGACAGCAAGUCCGCAU
Molecule: messenger RNA, 1870 nt
Organism: Suillus paluster
Lineage: Eukaryota; Fungi; Basidiomycota; Agaricomycetes; Boletales; Suillaceae
Exons: 2
Coding region: 92-1648 (518 amino acids)
Molecular function (GO): nucleosome binding; histone binding
Source: RefSeq, a predicted model, not a curated record